GCUCGACUUCCCCCCACCCCCAGGCCCCCAAGUUCCCCAGACAGCCGGCAGUCCCCGCCUCCCGCCUCCCCGCUGCUCAGGACAGCCGGUGCUGCUCCAGCCUCUAGGCUCUAGGCGGACGCCGCCGCAGCUCUACAACCUCUAAUCCGUCCUCUCCUCGACUCCCCGUCUCCCCGCGCAACCAGCAGUUCGUCCAUCCAGGGGACAGGGCACUCGAGCACGCCGCUGCCGCCCACACACCGCGAUACGCUCCUCCUCCGCCACCGCCGAAGCCCUCCACUGCAACACCGCUCUCCGCUGCCGACCACACCCUGCAAUCUUGCACGCCUCCAACGCUUCCAACAACUUAACUACCGGUUGCCCUUUUCCGCAACCCUCUUCCCUUCCACCUUUUUAUCUUCACUCUUCUCUUGGCCUGAUUCCAACAAGGAAAUUCUAAAACCUAAUCAAUCUGCAUCGCUUCUGAUCCUUCAGCUAUGCAUCUCACUCUUGAAUUCGGGGGCGGUCUGGAGCUUCUCCUAGAGAAAUCCACCAAGGUACACAAGGUGGAUGUCCAGCCUAGGGACGGUGAAGACAAGGCCACGAUGAAGGGGUUGCUCUCUUGGGUGAAGUCCAAUUUGAUCAAGGAGCGGCCGGAGAUGUUCAUGAAGGAUAAUUCUGUGUAUGGUUUCUCUUUUUCCUUUUUCAUUUGCUUGUGUUUUGGCGGAAGUGUCUGGAGACCUUGUUGCCGUCCAGGAUUUGUGCUAUCAGCUUCUCUAGUUCAUCACUUCAGCCUGGUGCCUAUGUGAUAACUAGUGUAAGUCAACAACAAGCACAAAGCCUUUUGCCCCAAGCAAGUUGGGGUAGGCUAGAGAUGAAUUCCAACAGAAAACUGUGAGAACUAAUAACUAGUGUGAUUUCUUCAAAAAAGAAGUGGAAAUGAAUAUAUGCUGAUAACUAGUGAGUACUUUCAUUGGUGGAGAUGGAGACUCUUAAGGCUCAGUUUAUGGUUGAUGACGAGUGUUGUGCUUAACUUAAUUAAUACAAUACUUUGCUCUGGAAGAAUACUAGAAUAGACAUGAAAGCAGAGAAAUGUUUGUCUGCAAAAAAUUUGAACAACAACAAACAACAACAACAACAACAACAACAACAACAACAACAACAACAAAGCCUUUAGUC
Messenger RNA from Triticum dicoccoides, 1158 nucleotides. Its product is annotated as ubiquitin-related modifier 1 homolog. Gene Ontology annotation, biological process: tRNA thio-modification. NCBI's taxonomy places the organism in Eukaryota, Viridiplantae, Streptophyta, Magnoliopsida, Poales, Poaceae. Gene Ontology annotation, cellular component: cytoplasm. The coding region runs from base 477 to 788 and encodes 103 amino acids. The transcript is spliced from 4 exons. The record is from RefSeq and is a predicted model, not a curated record.